CGCCUGGCGCUUGGCUGUAGGCCCUGCCAGCCAUGGCCUAUAGCCAAGUGCCAAAAAUCAGCUAAUCAAACGGCUACCGUUCCUCCCUUUUUUCCAUUUAACUGCUCCUUUCGUUCUGGAGGGGGUUGUACCAUUCUAUGCCAUCCGAAUGGAUGGAACUGUACAAAAACAUGAAAGAAACAGAUGAAAUGGUAUUCGGGCCCAACUCUACUAUACAAUAGUUCUGUAGAUGGCAGAACAUGUAUGGGGUAGUAACCAGUGUCAACUGAGACUUGGAAAAUCCAGUUUCAAGUCUCCCCAUAGUUGUUAAAACUCAUAAGCGGUCUUAGGUCAAUCAUUAUUUUAUACAGAUGUUUGAAAGAAUAAAACAGGUAUGAAUAGAGCCAUAAAUACCAUUUGGAGCUCAUUAGAGAAAGACAGGAUAUGAAUGUAACUAUUAAGUAAUAAGUUAUUAAUGAUGGUAACAUGAGCUUUUGCUGAGUGGGAUAUUAGGGAAUAGUUAUUUUAUCAUACCCGGGGCCAAAUUUUGGGGUGAAUUUAGGGACAAUGCAGUUAUGCAUGCUGAUGACACUGUGUAAAUAAAUCUAAUAUACAAUGUUGUUCUAUCCUUUAAGUUUGAAACACACUUUUGUUGUAUUCUAUUAGCAAGAGUUGUGUGGCGCCAUGUUGUAGGUCAAAGUCUGUUUUUUUAGGGGAUAGGACAGUCAGAUGCCUUUACGGUUGGCGUUGUUAUAAAGUUAAAGAUGCAAUACAUUAUUGUCUCCAAAAAGGUUACACGCAGAACCUUGAUACACAUUUCGAUACGGACACAGUGUAGUCUGUAGUUAUCUAUUGAAUAAUAAGGCCAUUACUCAGAGGGUAGAAAGUGCAAGAAAAACAUAGAAAGAGAAAGUGGACACUUAGCUUUUUGUCUCUGGCAAGUUGGUAAGCCCUCCAGCUCUGUCAAAUGAGCUCAUGAAUGAAGCAAGGGAAACGUGUGUGUUUAUGCUGCUAUUUAGAAUGAACGCAUUGGAUUUAAAAGACCACGGCACCAACAAAAUGUAGCUACAUCUUCCCCCUCUUUCCCCCUACUAGACCCAGCAUGAAUACUGAGAUGGGUGUCAGCUGGAGUGGGCUGGGUCACGGAGGGGUGGGGUGGGGCAGCGAUGGCCUGAUAGCUCACAGCAGCUGCAGGGCUGUCUGUGCAGAGCGAGUGAGGCUCUAUUCUCUUUCUGUCUGCCUAGCUGUCAAGUCGCAACCCAGUCUUUCUGAUUUGCAACCAUCUCGUUCCCAUAGGGCAGAAUUUGCUGCCGCCGCUCCUGUGUCCUCUUCCUCCUGCUCUUCCACUUCUCCCCAAGUAAUUAGUUUUCUUCCUGCUGUCUUGGGCUUCCGCCUUUUUGUUUCCACUUGCCGUAGGAAGAGGGACAUGGUCUUGUAAGGCCAGUGGUUGUGUUUUUCUUGAGUGUGUGUGUGUGUAUAAAGAUACCUGACGUGCCUGGACUUGGAAACCAACCUUUUGCCCAAUGAUAUGUGAGACCGAGAAACUUGAACGAGAGCAACUUUUUCAAUAGUGGGAAGAACAAAAUACAAGCAAGUAGACUUCCUGCUGAAGUUUGAAGUGCAGUUAAGGAAGAAACUGUGUUUUUCUGUUCAAAGAGCCUGGAUGGAACCGAACCAACCUGGCACCAGGAACUGAGAUUCAGCUUGAAAGCCUUUCUCUUGCAGCAAUCAAAGUUUGUUCCGAUCUUUCAUCUUUGCUGUCUCUGUGCCAGGAAUUUUCUCUCUGGAGAGUGGAAUGGUGGAAGAAGGUACAAGCCGGGGGGAUCGGGCUCCCCGUGGUGGCGGGCCACGGGGAUCCCCACGCCCUCCAGCCCCGCCGCACCAUGGUAUCUCAGUGGUGGGCAAAGCUGUGUGGAGUGUGGCACGGACAGGGAAAGGCUGGUGCUUUGAGCGAGCGGUUGGGGUGGACUGCAGCUUGCCUGAACCUCGUUGUAUCUGGUUGACGAGUUUGAGAAAUGACAAUGUGGAGUGGUGGGAAAGACGGUGGCGCCGUGCUGGGGCUGUGAUGGCCCGGCAGAAGUGCCGUGCACGACACAGGAUGGACAGAAAUUUUACGCCAAAGCUGGGCCAGAGAGAUGGUACGGCCACAAACGCCAAUGCCCCACCUGCGGAGUCCUUUCCCUGGGUGGGGCCUAAAACAGUGGUGCUGCACAAGAACUCACAGGGGGGUUACGGCUUCACCCUCCGGCACUUCAUUGUCUACCCCCCAGAGUCAGCGGUUCAUUCCAACGUGAAGGAGGAAGAAAAUGGAAACAGAACGGGAACCUCGCGGAACCGUCUGGAACCCAUGGACACUAUUUUUGUGAAAAGUGUGAAGGUAGAUGGGCCAGCACACUUGGCAGGUCUCCGAACAGGAGACCGUCUUGUCAAAGUGAAUGGUGAAAGCAUCAUUGGGAAAACCUACUCACAAGUUAUCGGCCUCAUACAGAACUGUGAAGAUGCAUUGGAACUCUCCAUUAUGCCCAAAGAUGAGGAUAUUCUGCAACUGGCAUAUUCUCAAGAUGCCUACCUAAAGGGCAAUGAACCAUACUCUGGAGGGGCCCAGAGCAUCCCUGAACCUCCACCAAUAUGCUAUCCUCGCAAAACCUACCCUUUCCAGUCAAGACCUUCUCCUCAGGAUGUUUCAUCAGCUGAGACCUACCAGGGACAACAGGUGGACAAUAGGCAGCUGUAUCACUCGGGAUCUUCAGGUCCUUCAUCUUCCUUAAACAGCACAGCAAUCCACAGAAGCCCCCCAAGUGCUUGGCCUGAGUCCACACAGAACUUCAGUAGCAACCAUUCCAGCCCCACUCAUCGCACAGAGGAAGUCCAAUAUGGAUUGACUCAGAGGGUUCCUGUCUCAAGACCCUCCCCACCUUCUGGCUCUUUUUCUCGCUAUUCCAAUAGCAGUUGCCCAGGUCCUAUAACCACCCCCUUACCUGAAAGGUACUGUGUCCCACCCGCUCCCUCUAUGCCCAACCACGCUUCCUAUGGGCCCCCCAAACAUCUUCCUGACCACCUCCCUCAUGGUGGGUUGAAGGAUACUUCCCGUGAGGGCCGGCCCUCCCGGGACUGUAUUGGGGCUGCACCCAAAUCUGUCAGUCGUUUAGAAUGCCAGCAGGCCUUGUCCAACUGGAUCUCGAGCCAAGUGCCACGCCGCAGCUCUUCAGAGGAGCGACACUGUGCCAUGCCACCUCGCUACCGGAGUGUCUCGCAAGACCGCCUGGGAGAUGCACCAGCCUCCCGGGGUUGGCCUCACAGUGCUUCCCAGGACACCUUGACCCAAUCCCCUGCCCAUGACGGCUGGAGCUACCGUGCCAGGUCAGAGAACUAUCUGGUGAAAUAUGGGCAAUCCUUGGAAGCUCUUGAGCAGAGUGCUUUGGUUUCUCCUAGAUACGACAGGUGUAUGUGGCCACCUGACAGAUUUUACCGGCAUGGGCAAAUUAACCGAGCUCUGCCUAAUCAUCCUGGUUCUUAUUUCCCUUCUGCCUCUUCUAGGGAUCCGCUUCCUGCACAUGUGCAAAAGCACCCUUCCCAGCCCAACCUCCAGAGCAUUGAUGACUCUGGGUACAUCGGUUACCGAAGCUAUAGCCCUUCAUUCCAGCGUCGGACUGGCUUACUCCAUGCCCUUUCAUUCCGGGAUGCUACUUUUGGUGACCUUCCAACUUUUAAUAUUUCUCAAAGGCAAGGAAACCACUCAACGCCACCUUAUGUUGAAAAGUCUUUGCCCGCUGCCAUGCUCCCCAGUGCCCCCACACCUUGCCCAGAGCCUCUCUUGAGCAGUCGCUCCGAGAUCCCAGUGGACCAAAGACCAGCCAAACAGGAGAAUGACACAAAACCUCUGGAGCGGGCUUCUCCACCUCAGCCUACAGAACAAUUGCAGCCUGACUCUGAGGAGAGAAGGGAGGAAGUAGUUCUCCGGCAGAAGCCCCCAACUGGACGCAAAAUGCCUCCUCCUGCAAGGCAGAUGAAUUUUGUUUUUCCAGAUGAUAUGAAGGAAACAGACAUCUGCGAUCCACCUCCACCGGCGCAGGUAGCCGGUAAAGACAACAAGCGUGGUGUGGCCCCUUUGGCUACACCAGAGGAUUCACUCGCAUCCAUCCCAUUUAUUGACGAGCCAACAAGUCCCAGCAUUGACCUGAAGGCAAAGCACAUCCCUGCCUCCUCCGUUGUCUCCAGUGCCAUGAACUCUGCUCCUAUACUCUCUACUAGCCCCUCCUCACCAACUUUCACCUUUGCUGUCAACCGCCAUUAUUCCCAGGAUUGCAGCAACAUCAAAGCCAGUCGCCGGUCUUCCUACCUCUUAGCCAUAACCACAGAACGUUCCAAGUCGUGUGACGAUGGUCUGAACACAUUUCGGGAUGAGGGGAAGUUUCUGAGGAGGUUACCAAGCCGUGUGCCAAGCCUCCGUAUGUUACGGAGUUUCUUCACUGAUGGGUCCUUGGAUAGCUUGGGUGCCUCUGAAGAUACCCGAUCAAAGCGGCAUUCGACAUCUGACCUGUCGGAUGUCACUUUCAGUGAUGUGAGGAAAGAAGGCUGGCUCCACUAUAAACAAAUUCUCACCAAGAAAGGCAAGAAAGUUGGCGGAGGCAUCCGGCAGUGGAAGCGGGUCUUCGCUGUUCUGCGUGUCCACUCGCUAUACUUAUGCAAGGACCGGCGGGAGGCCGUGGCCAUAGCCCCGCCCCCAGGUGAGGAGGAGCAGCCGCCAAUCAGCAUCCGAGCGUGCCUGGUAGACAUCUCCUACAGUGACACCAAGAGGAAGCACGUCUUUCGCCUGACGACCGCUGACUUCUGUGAAUGUCUCUUUCAGGCCGAGGAUCGGGAUGAUAUGCUGGCCUGGAUUAAAGUCAUCAGGGAGAGUAGCAAAGCCGAGGGCGAGGACCCUGGGUUUGCAAGCCAAGCACUAAUUAAUAAGAAGCUAAAUGAUUACAGGAAAGUGAGCGCCUUUGGGACCAAACCAGACUCUUCUCCAAAAGGUCCUCGCACCCCAGGGUUGAAGUCGGAAUUGCAGAAGCAAUUAGGAACAGGCCCACCCCGCUCCCCACGACAGGAUGCCAUUGCACUGAGAGAUGACAAUGUUCAUCAGAAAGCUCCUUGGAGUAUCAAUAUAAUGAAGAAAAAUAAGAAACCUGUUCCAAGAGCCUUUGGGGUGCGACUAGAAGACUGCCAGCAAGCUCCUGACAACAAGAAGGUCCCUCUAAUAGUGGAAGCAUGCUGUAAGGUGGUGGAAGACAAGGGCUUGGAAUAUAUGGGCAUCUACCGGGUCCCUGGAAACAACGCUGUGGUGUCCAGUCUGCAGGAUCAGCUCAACAAAGGGUCAGCCGAAAUCAACCUCCAAGAUGAGAGGUGGCAAGACCUGAACGUCAUCAGUAGUCUCUUGAAAUCUUUUUUCCGGAAGCUUCCAGAACCCUUGUUUACAGAUGAUAAAUACAAUGACUUUAUUGAAGCCAACCGGAUUGAAGAUGCCAGCGAAAGGAUGAAGACUUUGCGCAAACUGAUUCGGGACUUACCAGUCCAUUAUUAUGAGACUCUGAAAUUCCUUGUUGGGCAUCUAAAAACAAUUGCAGAUCAUUCUGAGAAGAAUAAGAUGGAGCCCCGUAACCUUGCCCUGGUGUUUGGUCCCACCCUUGUCAGAACGUCGGAGGACAACAUGACCGACAUGGUGACACAUAUGCCCGACCGCUACAAAAUUGUGGAGACCCUCAUACAACAUUCAGACUGGUUUUUCAGUGAUAAGGAAGACAAAGGUGAGAAGACCCCUGUAGAUGAGCAGGAAACCCAAUCAGUGCCGAAUAUUGAGUACCUUCUGCCCAACAUUGGGAGGACUGCAGCACCGGGGGAUGCUUCAGAUUCAACAAACAGUGGCUCAGCUAAAUCAAAGGCUUCUUGGGGCUCACGGAAGGAGCACUACCACAAGGAGAUGCUUGCCAUCUCCUUCAUCUCAGCUGUCAACCGCAAGAGGAAGAAGCGGAGAGAGGCCAAGCGUUUUGGGAGCAGCACAGAUGAUGAUUCUGAGCAUGAGUUGGCUGCCAGGAGAGAUGGGGAAGAAGAGGCAGUGGCCGAGGAGGAAGAAAAAGAGGCUCAGGGGCUGAGGAGCAGCAGGGGCAAAGGUCCGGUGCCUGAUGGGCAAAGUGUUCCAGAGUGCUCUGCAAAACUAGAAACAGAGUUGGAAGAAAGGAAGCAGGUCACACCUCAGGUGACUCUAGAACCAGCACCAGAUGCCCGCUCCAUUGUGUCGGGUUACUCCACCCUGUCCACCAUCGAUCGCAGCCUCUGCUCUGAGGUACAGUCAGUAGCAGAGAGUCGUGGGGAGGAGGCAGAUGAUGAGCGGAGUGAAUUCAGCCAUGUAGAGACGGAUACUGAGAAUGGUUUUGUGCCUGGGCAGGCUGGGUUGCUAUCGGACGGAGCUGGAAUUGCGGCAGCAGGAAAGGGGGGAGCUACUGUGUCUGACAAAGGAUCCCAAAACCGAGCCUCUUUCAGCUCCCAUCACCUUAUGCAGUGCGAUACCCUGGCACGCCGCAAGCUCUCGCGGCCUCGACGCAACAGUGAGGCCUCUUCCAAGGGCAGCACUGAAGCCUCCAGUUCAAGCUUGCCAGGCAGCCAGGAGUCACUGCAGCCUGCAGGUGCCACAGAAGCCCACGUCCGGCCUUCUCUCACAGAGCAGCUGCGCCUUCGCUUCCGUGGCUCAGCAGACGACAUGUUGGCAGUGCGCCUCCGCAAGCCACAUUCACCUGAGACACGACGCAAGAAGAACAGCUGGCGGCGCCACACUGUGGUGGUGCCUGGAAGCCUGAAGGACCUCAACUACAAUGAAUGGAAAGAGCAACAUGUGUUGGGGGCUCUUGAGGCUGCUUGCUCACUAGACUCCUCAAGCAGAGAUGCCCUGAAGGACAACAAGGAUUCUGGACUUAGCAGCCUGGAGUCAACAAAAGCUCGGCCUUCUUCAACCACACUUGGGAAUGUGGUAGCUCCUAGCCACCAGGGGAGUGGUGAGCAGCAACACCACAAGGGUGCUUCUGAGGGGUGCUCAGCUCCCCGACGUACUGCCUCCUUACGCUAUCACCAGUGUCUCUAGAUAGCCUGCCAUGGAAGCUCUUGUUUGAAUGGCUGAGAUGAAGCUCUGGCCAUACCAGUAGCCUUGGCCUGAGAAUGGAAGUGGGCAGCCAUAGAAACAGCUCCUCACUUGAGCUCUCACUGCUGGCCUGCCUUGCUUUCUUCAAUACCUCAGUCUUCAGCGUAGAAAGGGCCUCUGCCCAGCCCCAACCUGUCCUGGCCUCACUUUCUGAUCCCUUUCUCCCUGGUAUUAAUUUAAUGACAUCCCUAUUAUUUGUGACUUGUGGUUUUAUUUAUUUCCCCAUCCCCCUUCAUGCUCCCAGGGUGGUUGUUGAAGAAAAGCUACAGUAGGUGGGAUAUGGAGAAGGAUGUUUACCCAGCCCAUAUGAGGGUUUUAUCUUAGUUUGGUGCUGGAAAGUUACCUAGAUGAUGGGAUGACCAGGACCAUUCUUACUUCCAAGUGCUGGUCUUCUGCAUGUGAAUUUCUGGACAUAUUUUUGAAGGAGAAGGCAAGUAGAAGAGCAGAACUCAGAACUGUCUGGGUUACUCAACAAGAGUCUCUUGAUACUAUCCUCUGCCUCAUUUCUAGCAGUUUAGUUUGCCUCUUCUGUGUUGAAGUGAGCUAGAACUUUGAGAUAGGGAAACCAGAUCAGAGAUGUUCAUGGAUGCAAACCCAUGUUUCUAUUUGGCCACUGUCAAAGCAAUGUAACCAACCCAAGCUGUCCUAUGUCAUUCUGCCUCUGGAGUCCCUGUUUUUAUGGUGAGGAACUCAUCCUCUUCUUCCCUCUUCCCAUUUUCCUCACUAAUAUUUAAAUAGUAACCAACUAUUAUCAGUACUGAGGCUUUAAAUGGCUCCCAGUAAACACCCACUGCCCAUGUUGUGCCUUUUCCUAAAAUUAAUGAAUAGACACCCAAUCCCCAAAUUUCCCAUCAAGUCUUUGCAAAGCUUGAACUGGUGGGAAACUAGCCUGGUGCAUACUCCCCAGGCUGAUGGAGACCACCGCACUGAUGUAGAAACCAAAAGUAAAGAGACAUCAUGACCCCCAAAGAGUCAAGUGGCUUUUACAAUACUCUUAAGGCAUUUCUAUUCUCCAUUAUGACUUUCAUAGUCUUUGUUCUUCCAAGGAUUCUGAUUGUUUUGUGUUACUCUAAAGAUGUGCACUUCUGGAUUUACACUCCUUCCCUGUUUCCCUUGCCCCUCUUAAUGAAUUGAAGAUGACUGAGGUCUCAGUCAAGACUUUGCUAUGUUCACUGGAAGCCUCUGUUAAAAGUGUGCGAAACCCUCUGGCAAGAGUAUGUUGUCUGCCUCUUUGAGCAUUUAUGAAUGUUCUUAAAAUAUUCCUGUUCAGCUGCUCAGAACUUGAAGGAAAAAAUUCUAGGCAUUGGACUAAAGCUCCCUGACCCAUUUCUUCUCAUAACACUUUGUACAGACCAUAAGAAGUAGGUUCCCUGUGUACAGUUUAAAGGAAUGCAACAUUUGGAGUUGAAACUAUGGUUGUUGUGCAAAUGAGAGUUUAGCUGGCUAUGUUGACACUUGUGACAACUCUUUAUUACUUUUGGUGCUAAAGAGGAUAUGUGGGGUAAACCACCUUUUCUUGCCCUGUAAACUAUCUUAUGCUAGCUUCACAGCACUCCUAUUCCACCCACCCUCAACCCACUGCAGUGCAGAAAGGCAGGUGAUGGGCGUGGGGUAGGCAUAGGGACUAUGUGAUUUGUAGAGUGGGGUGUAGACAACAAGAUGCAGAUGACAAGCACAUCUGAUUCUCUUUCCAGUGCCUCUAUACAGCUAUGCCAUAUCAGAGUCUAAAAGGUCUAAAAAGAACUUGGCUUGUAGGAUUCCCAAAGUAACAGCUCUAAAGAAUCCAUUCUGGUCUUUUCCAAUAAUGACUCAAAAUGCCAAAUCCGCAUUUGUGUUAUGCAGUUGCUCUCCAAAUGUCACUCUCUGAGAAAGAAAAUACAAUGACUCUGGCUGGUGCUAAACUUAUUUUUGAUCGUCUUCCAUUCUUGGUCUUCUCAUGAUGUUGGGCAGAAGCAGGCAAAGGUUUCCUGCUUUUUAUCUCGCACAUCAAGACAGGGUUCUCAUGUUUGUGGGUGUUUUGAAGUGAAAGACCUCUUAGAUUUUUUUCCCCUCAUCUUGUGGGCAUAAAUCCUCCUCACUACCUUUCUUUGUAGAAUCUCAUGUGUUCAUCAAGGCACAUGACAAAAAAGGGUAACGUGUGGUGAGUAAGUAUGGGAGGUGCCCUUUAACAUUUGAAGACUAUAAGAAGUGUGUGGACUUUGCAAAUGUCAUGAGUAGUUACAUGAUCAUCUUGGGGGAUAGGAAACCUCUUCAUGAAAUAUUCUUUGCCUCUCUUGUUUCCAGGCAGAUAACAUUUCUUCUAGCAGCAAACUCGUCCGAUCAUGUCAACCAUUGGACUUUUGUGUCAAAUAUUUUUGAAGGAACGACUUUGUCCCUGUCAUGAGUUUCUGAGGGUGGUUCUAAGCAAAUUCGAAGAUUCCUUGUCUACUCCUCAAGGCCAUUGGAAGGCUAGGCAGCUACCUUGGGCUCACUUAAAAAGUAGCAGGAUUCAAAUGUAAAUAAAAUACGGAAAUACUGAAUUUCACCAUUUAGAAAUGACCGCAGUAUCAGCUUCAUGAUGGCAAUUGUGGAUUUUAUAUGUAACAAGUAAGGCCUCAAGCCCCAUAUGGCCCCACCUGCACAGACUGUUUAAUGCAGUUUCAAACCAGUAUUGAAGAAAAUAGUUUCAUUGUGCAGAUUAUUACAUGGGAAAUACUGGGACCAGUUUGAGGCCUGGAUGAUGAUUACAUAAGCCACAGAGCACUGAUGCACAUUAAGGGCUUUCUUUCGUAAACAUUUGUUGUCUGGUCAAUGCAAUUUGAAUCUGGCUUCGAGCUGCAUUAAAUGGUCAGUGUAGAUGGGGCCUAUUACAUAUUUGCAUCAUGAUUCCUCUGAGCCGUCUUCUUUUUUGUAGCAGCCCUGUGAAGCCUGAUAAGUCAAGAUGUGGUUGUUUGGCUCACAUUAUAUUUCCAGACUUUAUGGCUGAAUUUCAGAAUGACCCACUCUUUACACACACUGAUUCCCCCUUUUUUAAAAAAAACCUCCCACCUGUCAAAUACAUUAGUACUUAUUUCUGACUUCUGUUAAAGCCUCAGUUCCCAAUUAUGUCCAAAAUGGGGAACUCCCAUUUAACAUCAAGUUAACAAUUAGAAUGAGGCAAACACAAGGGAAAGGGCAAAUGAGGAAUACCUUUGCUUUUCAGCAAGUUGUGUUGAUUGCAUGAGAAUUUGAACUCUGGUCUCCAUACACUUUAAUCACAUCACGGUGAUGGCAUGAUGAUCUUUUUCAACUGUAGGCUUGCUCAUUUGUCUCUGCUUAUAAAUACUGCACAUAGGCUGCCCAAAGUGUUUCAGUGGGAGUUAUUCAAGGUACAACUCUUGAGUCAUCAACUGCUCCAGUGAGAAAUCAAGUGAUGAGCACAUUUGUGACAAGCGUAACCUCUAAGGGCUAGUGAUGUGUAAAAUCUUUAUGUGAAUGACAUGAUUGCUAAUGUGUGAAUUAAUACACAACUUCGUGUGUGUGUGUUUCUCAUUUGGUGAGAGAAUGAAGGCACAGAUGGCUUAGCAAUCAAGGCACUGAUAUACUUUUUUUAAACCCAGAAUUUAUAUUGAGCCUUUGAGUCUUUAGAGUGCUUUAUAUUAUCAUUCUCUGACUUCAUCAUCACUCUUAAUUAUUUCUGCGCAUCUGUGGGAAGCAAAGCCAGGCAAAAUUCCUCCAUAGGUUUUGAGAGCCAGACAUGACAUCUGGCCCAUUGGAUCCUAGUAAGAACUCUCUGUAUUUCUUCCAGACUUGCAAUCUUUUAACAUUAGACAAUUCGCAUAUGAACAACAGUAAUGAAUGUGCCAACCGUAUAAACUACAUGGUCUGUGAUUAGUCACAGAUAUACACAUUCACAAGGCCAUUUUCAGAUUGCCUAAUGUUAAAACUAAUUUUAGCACAAAAGAUGGACGAGCUGCAAUCUAGCAAAAGCCAUGUAGAUUCAAUAGUAAAUUGAUGACACCAAGUAAUAUCCAAUGUCCAUUUUAGGUUAAAUGUGGUUGUCAACCAAAGUGAUGUGUGGCAUGCUAAGAGAAGAUUUGAGUAUGGAAUUGGAAUCCCACUUUUUUUUUUCAUGUCAGGAGCAACUUGAGAAGCUGCAAGUCGCUUCUGAUGUGAGAGAACUGGCCAUCUGCAAGGAUGUUGCCCAGGAGAUGCCCGGAUGUUUUGAUGUUUUGCCAUCCUUGUGGGAGGCUUCUCUCAUGUCCCCGCAUUAGGAGCUGGAGCUGACAGAGGGAGCUCAUCUGUGCUCUCUCAGGAUUGGAACAAGCAAUCUUCAGGUCAGCAACCCAACCUUCAGGUCAGCAGUCCUGCAGGCACAAAGGUUUAACCCACUGGGAACUCUGGAAUCCCACUGUAAUUCAGAUAUUGACCUAAUUCCUAAUGUUGGUUCUGAAUACAGUAGAGCUGUUGAAUCAGUAAGAUUGACCUAUGUGCUGAUUCACCAUUCAACAAGUGAUUGAAUGGGUCUAUUUUAUCUGGGACAAACUUGUCAUCCUCACCCUUCUAUUUAUGAAAGGAGAUUUCUUCCAUCUCUUCACUGAAUCCUCUUGGUUUGUAGUUGUAACCUCCCAGGCUAAUGAAUGCAUAGUAUGCAAAGAUAACUUUGAAACUCCCAUUGGAAGUAACAAGUACAUACAAGCUUUCAGAGAUCAAAAACUCACCAGGAAUCCUCAUGAUCCUUCCUGUGUAGGGAAGAAUUUUGCACAACUUGAAAACUUACAUAGUCCUGAGUUUUCUCAAAUGGUGUAAGAACUUCCCCUCAAUUAGAAAUAAGGGAGGGACUGGUCCAUUCUCCACUGUUGACAUACCCGUGGGUUCAACAAGGUUUCAACAAAGGGCCAGGGGUUCAUAAGAGAAAUUCGCGAAUAGACAAAGAGGUACAUUUUGUUCAUCCUUUUAGGGAGACAAAACAACACUCAACACAGAAUUCCCAAAACUUAAAUUUCCAAAUUGCCUAUAGUUUAUUCUGUACUCAAGCUAGCAAGAAAUGUGCUCUUCCCACGCACUUCCCACGUUCUGGUGAACAUCUUUCAGCCAUUCUGUCGAGGCCUUGAGAAAGGGGUGUGUGGUGGUGUGAAUUCAAGACUGAACAAAACUAAACUAUUUGCUAUACUGUUAUGCAUUGUUCUGAUCCUUUUAUGCAACUAUUUGCUGUAAAGGUGUAUUUUUCACUUUAUUUUGUAAAUAGCCUUUAAAUGUGUAACAUAUGAUAAAAGAGUUUAUAAGAUCUUUUUUUAAAAAAACAAGACGUUUUUGUUUGGCUUCUUUUAAAAGCUGGAAUUACAAAGCAGUGUUGAUUUUUUUUAAAAGGAAACCCUGCCUGCAUGCAUGGUUUGUCCCUCUUCCUACAUGUCUUGUACAAUGUCAGACGUACAUAUACGGUCAACAAAACAACUGAAGAAACCCAAGCUCUGCUUUGAAAAUAGCCUCAGAAUUACAGUUAUAUAUAUAUUGGAAAUAAACUGGCUUAUUCAGAGAACUAGUCUGAUUGUGUUUUUAAUUAUUAUUUUUGUGUGUGUCAGGAGUGACUUGAGAAACUGCAAGUUGCUUCUGGUGUGAGAGAAUUGGCCAUCUGCAAAGACGUUGCCCAGGGGAUUCCCAGAUGUUUUACCAUUGCGUAGGCUUCUCUCAUGUCCCUGCAUAUGAAGCUGGAGCUGACAGACCUGAGCUCAUCCCGUUCCUCGGAUUCAACCUGCCGACCUUUUAGUAAGCAGUCCUACUGGCACAAGGGUUUAAUCCAUUGCGCCACUGAGGACUCCUUAAAAUAAAAUGGGAACUAAUUGUAAAGACUGUGACCAAGAUUCUACACCACAGCCUACAUUUCAGAUCUUUGCAGAUCCAUUAGUGAACUGCAGAAAUGCAACCCCACCCCCAAACUCUGUCAGUUGGUCAUAGGCAAAAGAGUUCUAGUGUGUAUCAUGAGCUUCUGAUGAACAUUAGACAUAUCUGAUGCAUAUCCAGAACAUCUGAAGCACAUUGAACACUGCCAAUGAAUGCUGAGCUCUCUUGUUGUGUUCCAGCACUUCCUAGCAGAUUCCAGAUGUGCAUCAGAAGAAUUCCAUGCUGCACCAGUCAGAUGGGCAUAUAUUGUACCACCAUGGCAGCCCCAGGUGAAUGUUGCAAAACAGCUUAACUCUAUUUCCCAAAUGUGCAAGCUUACCUACAAAAAUAUAUGCAUCAUGUUGGAUUCUAGCCUACAGUUUCGAUGGUCUUCUGCUUUCUAGGCUAAAGGGUUCACUUGGUUCCUUAUAAUUCUACAUAAAUGGGGGCUACUCACAUUCUCAUCCCAUUGCAGCAAACUGAUACUAAACUCACGAAGAUAAUUCUAACCUUGAAUUUUGCAAAUCAGUGCUAAAACAUCACACAUUUGAUUCCAGCUAUGCAACAAAGCAGGCACUGAAAACUACACAGCAAAGUAUUAGGAAGUUAAAUUAAACAUACAAAUGUUUAUUCUAUGGUUUUAAAAAAAGAUUGUGUUAAUUUGCAACUAACUCGCGCUUCACAUGACCUAGGAGACAUCUACAGACAACGCUGGCUCUUCGGCUUAGAAAUGGAGAUGAACAUCAACCCCUAGAGUCGGACUCAACUAGACUUAAUGUCAAGGGGAAACUUUUACCUUUACUUGGUGAAAAGAAAUAGUUUUUGGUUAUAAAGGUUACAUCAAACAUUACCAACAUAUUUUUAAGACUACUUUUGCGACCAUAAAAUGCAGAUUUGUUUUAAGAGACACAUUUCUAUUUCCCAUCCCUCAAGCACACUGGAGACCAAAUCGAAGUGGGAGAAAAGCAGAGAGUGCCCUUUCCAUUUCUGCUUUUUCUUUAACACAAUUGUCUUAUAUUCUUUGGUAGUAUUAAGAACCCCCUCCACAACCUAACACACACGCCCAUAAAGGUAGGAUGGCUGGCAGGAAAAGAGACUUGUAUUGGCUGCAGGCCAAAGGAAAGGGCAUUAAUACAUAGAAGUCCUUUCAUACUAGCAUUUUUUGUGACUUUCUGCACAUAGCCAUUUAUUAUGAUGCUCUGUCUCAAGGUCUUGUUUUGGCAUCCACUUACUCAUUGUGUGUGUGCAGAGGUUCAGGUCAGGUGGUGGAAUUGAGACAAAUGUUCAUUGCCCUCUUCCAAAGAUCAAAAUAAAUUCACAUAAUGUUGUAUGUACAAUUUUGGAUGGAUAGCUGUAGAGUUCGACAUAAUUCUUAAUUAUAAGACAGAAAGAGAAUACAUGUUACCAUAACCGGAAGACUGUGACAAGGUGUUCGGGGUGCCUGCUUAGUUUGCCAUCCAAUGUUGAUGACCAACUUUGUGCCCCAUGCUUUGAACUUUUUAUCAUUCAAAUAUAAUUGCAUUAUAUAACAGUUCCAUUAUGGAACUAUCUCUGGAUAGCCCUUUAAAUGAAGUAGUCCCUCCAUGUUUGUGGUUUUGGCUUGGGCAGAGUUAUUAUUUGUGGACUUGAUUAAAGAUUAAAGGAAUCUCUAGGUCUUCCAAUGUGACUUUACGGUCUUCCAUCUGUCACGCUGCAGGACCUAGAGAUAUCUAGAGAGAAAACCUGUUUAGAAAUCUCUAGUUCCUCCAAAAUAAUUAUAUAUUAUAUCUGAACCGGCACCCCAAAUAAACCCAGGAAUAGGCCUAAAAACGAAGACAUCAAGGCACCCCAGCUUCCAGGCACCACAUGGAACGGCUCCACUCAGAGGGGAGGGAGGAGGAGAAGCAGCAGUCAGGAGGCUUGUUGUUGUGCCUUUUGUGGAUAGUCAGCCUCUCCCCUCCUGACAUCCCCAUUGCCUCAGGACUGUAAGAGAGUUUCGUGAGACCAGUCACUCUUGUUGCAACAGUGUAGUAACGGUGAAGUUGUGGACCAUAUUUUAGUUCUUGGGGACCACUGGUGGUCCACGGACCACAGGUUGGGAACCGCUGCUCCAAAGCAAUUCUAUGGCCAGCUUCCAAUGGAAGCUGACCAUAGGCCAUACUGGAAGACUCAGAUACAGCGUACUGAGAGAGAAGUUCUCCAAGGUUAAAACAAUAGCAAUUUCUUUAUUUACAGUUUUUCACUUUCACAAGGAUCCUGUGCCCCAAACAACAGCAAAUGUGGAGAGCUGACUAGAGGAUGCUGCGGUAACCAAGGUCCAUCCUUUUAUAAACCAGGAGAGAUUGCCUUCCUAGUUCUUGCUCACAAUGCUGAGCUCUGUGUUACUAGAGAUCCUAAAGCAAACCCAGGAUCCUGCAAACACCUCUGCUCUUUUUCUCUUUUAAGGAAUGGGGUGAAACAAAGAAUUGUGAAAAUAAGUGUCACAGAGGGGGGGAAAGAGUAGUUUAUUAAAGUCAGACACUCUUCAUAGGAAACAAACAAAAAGAGGAGGGAGGGGGUAAAUUAAAGAAAAAAGCAACCUUCCUUCAUUUGGAAUUCUUGACUAACAAUGAUCACAUUUGUCACAGAAUAAAACAUGGCAUCCAUAGAUUUUUAUACACAGAACUCUACCUACAGAUAGCAGCAGAAAGAUUUACAAAAGUUACAGAUUUUUCAGAACGGUUGUUUUUUAUGACCAGUUUUGGUGUGGUGUUGUUGAUAGGUACUUUUUUGUUGUUUUGUUGUUUUCCUUUUUAAAAAAUCAGUUCACAAUAAAAUCCAUGCGAAAGAGACACAUGACAUCAUCAAUCCUCCCUACACAGUGCUUAAAAGUUUCUCUCUCUUUUAAAUUUUUCUUUUAAAAAAACCUUUCAAAAUUGCUUAAACUUCUCUUAAAACAACAUCCACACAAGUAAAGCGAGGCUCAUGGCAUGCAGUGGUGAUUGCUUCCCCCCAGCACACACGCACGCACACGCACAAACAUACACACCAAAAAGACAUGCAUAGCUUGGUGCUUUCUAACUUACAUCUUUGAAACUUUUUAAAAAACUUCUUUUCCAUUUUAAAUAAAAAUUCAAUAAAGUGUGGGCUAUCUAUCUAUCUAUAUAUAUAUAAUCUGUAUAUAUAUAUUUAAAUAAACUCUCUAUGAUUGUUGCUCACACAGCAGUUGGAUAAUGCCAUGACAGUGACACACUCUCUCAUUUAUACACACACAUACACACACCCAUUGAGUUCAAGAACAGACAUGUAAAAGGGAAAAAAAGUGUUUUAGACAAGGAAAGUGAAAGAAACUAAAAUGGAAUGGGUCCUGAGACCACUGUCUCCUCAACUACUUCUUUCCUAAGGGCCCAUCUACACUGCCCAAAAAUGCAAUGUAGAUGUCGCAUUAGCUUGAAUGUAACACCCCUGUGGUUAACCUGAUGUAAAAAUUUUUAAUGCCAUUUACAUCUGGAUAAAAAUAAAUACAGUAAUUGCAAAGAUCUAGAUCUGCCUUGAAGAUCCGAAUCUUUGUGGGUGUUGAGGCAGUGGAGGCUUACAUGUGGGAUCGCCAUUCGCAAUCCCCACAACCAUCCCAUGUUCCCUGGGCUCCUUCAAUUAGAAUCCAACAGCCUAGUAUAAAGCCUAUGCAUGCUUGUGCAAAUCCAAGAUUUAUUUUUGCUUCUUACUGGGGAGAGGGUAUGUAGCUAGCAGCUCUCUUCAUUCAUUCAAGCAAGGUGAGACACGUUUCAGCAGCGUGUUCACAAAGCUUGCCGAAAUGAACAGGAGGUGCUCUUACAAACAUCCUCCAUUUCAGUGGAGCGGGUGAACAGGACAUGCUGUUAGAACAAGCUGUAUCUCUCUAAUCUUCCUGUCUCCCACUCUGCUCCUCUUAAUGCCACCGAAAACCUCCCUUCGACUUGCCUUUUUAUAGGUCUGGCCUUUGUCAAUGUACUAUUCUUUUGGACCGCUUCCCCGCCUUCCCGUUUGUAGUUCUUAGGUUGUGAGUUUUUGGGAAUUAUAGUUUAGCACAGUUGGAGUUUGGGGAAAACUGCUUUUGGAGUGUCACACAAAAUUGGUAGUAUGCCUACAAUUAUCUCUUAUUCCAUAACAGAGAAAAAAUUGAAUUCUAGGGAGAUUACCUAAGAAGAAUUUUAAAAUAUAUGCUGGAAUCUGACAGCUGGCCAAUGUCAUCUCUAAACAUGCUACUUUAAAUCCUUAAGGAAAAGGGAUGUCGAUUUGUUGCAAAGUGUAUGCUAUACAUGUAAAAAGUCCCGAGUUCAAUCCUUGGCAUCACUGUGUAGGGCUGGAAAGCUGAUGUCUGUCCAUAGUAACAAUAUUGGCUACAUCAGUGGUUCCCAACCUUUGGUCCUCCAGUUGUUUUGGACUUCAACUCCUAGAAAUCCCAGCCAGCUUACCAGCUGUUCGGAAUUGUGGGAGCUGAGGUCCAAGACAUCUGGAGGACCAAAGGUUGGGACCCACUGGGCUACUAAUGGUCUGUGCCAUGGGUUGAAAGACAGCAGGGAUCUUUUAGCAUAUAGAGAAAUAAAAGAUGAACUCUCAUCUUCCAAAAAGUAGUGUAAUUGCAGCUCCAGCCCAUGGACUUUAAAUGGGCAGAAUGGUUUUUAAUAUCAAGGAAUUUAAUUGUUUGUUUAAUUAUGCUCAGCUGUGAACUUUGCAUUAAAAUAACUGGUUAUACCCAUAUUUAGAUCGUCUUAGUCAUACUGAAAACAUGUUUAAGUCAUGUUGAUUUCAGUAGUCUGCUCCAAGUGUGACUAAGUUGGCAUCCAAUGCCAUCAUACUAGAAAAUGAGUAAUAACAUUUUGGGAUUUUCUGUUUUAGAAAUAAAGUUGUGAUUAAAAGAACUGCCUUCCCAAUAACUAAUUCUUGUAUUUCUCAAUGUUGUAUGCUACUGUCUAAUGUACAUGCAGUCCCUGAGUUACAAACAUCUGGCUUGUAAUUAAGAAUGGUUUUUUUUCAAGCCUGUCUCUCAUUCUGUGGCAGUUUUUUUUUGUGUCAGGAGCAACUUGAGAAACCGAAAGUUGCUUCUGGUGUGAGAUAAUUGGUCGUCUACAAGGACAUUGCCCAGGGGAUGCCCGGAUGUUUUGAUGUUUUUACCAUCCUUGUGGGAGGGUUCUCUCAUGUCCCCGCAAGGAGCUGGAGCUGAUAGAGGAGCUCAUCUGCGUUUUCCUCGGGUUGGAUUCAAACAGGUUGAGACAACAGGAAGUGAGAGAAAUCUACCACUCAGAAGGGAAAUUCACUCCUGGAAGAGUUAUUAUGGGGAAAAUGGGCCUCCAUUGCAGCUUUAUCACUUAAGCUUUUCCACAAGCCAAAUGUUUCAAAAUCCAAUGAUCACAGGGACAGAAAGGGAGGCGAAAUCUUCUGAACAGGGGCACAGACAGCAAAAGAAACACUAUAGUGGUGUUCACCUUUUCCUAUGCUAUCCAAAGAUAUAAGUUACAUUUGUAAGUUGGAACAGGUACAUUUUAAAAGAAAUUAAACUUAAGAACAAACCUAUAGAACCUAUCUUGUGUGUAACUUGGGGACUGCCUGUAUUAGGUAGAGAGGAAGCUCAUCCUUUUUUUCUAAAUGUGAAACAUAUCUCCAUGCGUGUGUGUGUGUGUGUGUGUGUGUAU
Messenger RNA from Anolis carolinensis (green anole), 18618 nucleotides. It is a transcript of the gene arhgap23, whose product is annotated as Rho GTPase activating protein 23. The record is from RefSeq and is a predicted model, not a curated record. The transcript is spliced from 24 exons. Lineage: Eukaryota; Metazoa; Chordata; Lepidosauria; Squamata; Anolidae. Gene Ontology annotation, molecular function: protein binding. Gene Ontology annotation, biological process: signal transduction. The coding region runs from base 1775 to 7093 and encodes 1772 amino acids.